Molecule: messenger RNA, 1542 nt
Organism: Lachancea sp. 'fantastica'
Lineage: Eukaryota; Fungi; Ascomycota; Saccharomycetes; Saccharomycetales; Saccharomycetaceae
Source: the annotation of a GenBank genome assembly
AUGCUUUCCAAGUUUACCACUGCUCGUUUCACUGCGCUCAAUGCGUCCCGCAGACUGGUAAGAAACGCUUCUUCUACAAGCAGCGUUAGCAGUGCAGCCACCGGUGGCUCAUCUUCAUUCAAUAUCAGCAAAGUUAUCGAAAACAAUGUCGACAACAAGCCCAACGUCGUGAUAUUGGGUUCCGGCUGGGGUGCUAUCUCCUUGCUUCAAAACAUCGAUUCAAAGAAGUACAACGUCACCAUGAUCUCGCCUCGUAACUACUUCUUGUUUACCCCAUUGUUGCCAUCGACCCCCGUCGGAACUGUGGACGAAAAAUCGAUCAUCGAACCAGUUGUCAACUUCGCGCUCAAGAAGAAGGGCAACAUCUCAUAUUACGAAGCAAAGGCUACGUCCGUUAACCCAGACAGAAACACAGUUACUAUCCAGUCCGUUUCCACCGUCUCCCAGCUCGCACAGCCCGACAACCACUUGGGUCUCAACCAGCAGGAUAAGGCUGAAAUCAAAUACGACUAUCUAGUCACUGCUGUUGGUGCCGAACCAAACACUUUCGGAAUCCCAGGUGUCGAGGAACACGGUAACUUUUUGAAGGAGAUCCCUCAUUCCCUCGAAAUUCGUAAGCGGUUCUUGUCCAACAUCGAAAAGGCCAACCUACUGCCUAAAGGCGACGCUGAACGUAAGCGUCUUUUGACAAUUGUGGUUGUCGGCGGUGGUCCAACUGGUGUCGAAACUGCUGGUGAAUUGCAGGACUACAUCGAUCAAGACCUCAAGAGAUUUAUGCCAUCCGUUGCGGCCGAAGUUCAAAUUCACCUUGUCGAAGCAUUGCCAGUCGUUUUGAACAUGUUCGAACGUAAGUUGACUUCAUAUGCUCAGGACGUUCUUCAGCAAACUACAAUCAAGGUUCAUUUGAGAACUGCCGUUUCCAAAGUCGAAAAGGAUCAUUUGGUCGCCAAGACCAAGGCCGAAGAUGGUGCUGUUACCGAGCAAACCAUCCCUUACGGUACUCUGAUUUGGGCCACUGGUAACAAGCCUCUAAGCAUAAUCACAGACCUCUUCAAGAAAAUCCCUCAACAAGCAGAGUCCAGAAGAGGGCUAGUGGUCAACAACAACAUGUUGGUUAAAGGUACUAACAACAUCUUCGCUGUCGGUGACAACGCCUUCUCUGGCCUACCACCUACAGCUCAAGUUGCUCAUCAACAAGCCGAAUAUUUGGCUAAAGUUUUCGAAAAGAUGGCAAAGACCCCAGACUUCCAUGCCGAUCUAGCUAAGAGAACUGAAAAGGUUGACUUGUUCUUCGAGGAGAAGGGUGUCAAGCCUUUUGACUACGUUCAUUACGGUGCCUUGGCUUAUUUGGGAGCUGAGAAAGCCAUUGCUAACAUAACAUACGGAAAGCGUUCUUUCUACACUGGUGGUGGUGUUUUGACUUUCUACAUUUGGAGAGUCCUAUAUGCCAUGAUGAUUUUGUCCGCAAGAUCCAGGUUCAAGGUCAUUUCUGACUGGUUCAAGCUGGCCAUCUUCAGAAGAGACUGUUUCAAGGAACUGUAA